UAUUUAUUUAUUAUUUUUUUAAUGGACAUGGCCAUGUACUGUAACCUAUGUGCCUUUAGUGUUUAUUACUGCACUGUCUAACAACUAACAUGAUUAACAGUGAUGGUCUAUGAUGGGUCGAGGGAGGCGUCUGGCCCUUGGCAUCUUUGUCCUGCUGGUGGUCGACGUCAUUUGGGUGGCUUCAUCAGAAUUGUCGGAGUAUAUCUUCAAUGAUACCGGCUUCAAUAAACCUUUUUUCAGUACAUACUUAAAGACCAGUAUGUUUUCACUAUAUUUGCUGGGAUUUAUAUUUUGGAGCCCCUGGAGACACCAAUGUGCCCAAAGAAACCACGAUGAGAGUAUUUACCAGGAAGUGGAUUCAAUGGAGGAUGAAGAUUUACCGCUGUCAGAUGUUUGCUCUUGCUGACGAGAGACAGGCGCACCCCUCCACCUGUGCCCAUCUUCACUUUGGACCAGCUGGCAUCUAGUGUUGCGAGAGACAGUGAUGCGAAUGCUCAACUGACACAUUUGGUCCUGUGGCACUAUUUACCCAUUCAACAAGCUAGAACGAUUUAUAACAACAAUGAUGAAAAGAGUGAACCAAAGUAUGUUCCUCUGAAACUACAAGAAUUGCAAGAAAAAAGUUCUGAUGGAGAAUCUGAUGACUCUUCAGUAAAGUCCGUCCGCUUCAGCAAAUUGACAGAGGUAUGUAGUGAUGCUUCUUUUAAGAGAAUACCAGUAACUAUUUAAAUUUAAAGGUAAGUCUAGAUUGUUGGGAAUGUAAUUACUGAAAGUGAAGAUCUUCAACAAAUUCUUUAUGUCCAGGGCUUAGUUUUGGAAUUUCUGUAGUUCAAGACAGAGUUAAUAUGAUUUAAAUCAGAGUGAAAAAAUCAUGAUUAGAUUUUAUUUUACUUAUUUUUUUUAUACUAAUAAUAGAAACUAUAUUUUCCCUUGAGAUUCUUUGUGGUAGUAUAGCUACAGUUGAUAUAAUUCAGCUCCCCACUAACUUGAAUAAUUGAUGCAGAGCUCUUCCGGGAAUGAGAGAUUUCCCGGUAAUGAUACAAAUUUCUCAAACCCGGAAAAUUCAACAUUCCUGGAAUUUUUUAUUGGUAAAAGAAUACUACUUCGCUAUUCGCAACCCCAUUCUCAUGGUGGGAGGCUACUGUCUUGCCUUUC
Messenger RNA from Homarus americanus (American lobster), 1155 nucleotides. Its product is annotated as solute carrier family 35 member F5-like. The record is from RefSeq and is a predicted model, not a curated record. Bases 110 to 406 code for a protein of 98 amino acids. The transcript has 5 exons. Gene Ontology annotation, biological process: regulation of peptide transport. NCBI's taxonomy places the organism in Eukaryota, Metazoa, Arthropoda, Malacostraca, Decapoda, Nephropidae.